AUGACAGAAACAACGAUUAGGAUAUACGAUCCUGACCCAGGGCCUCGCUACAAGCUGCUACCUGGUGGCAUCCCUCCGCAGAUCGACCCACCUCUAGAUAUUCCUGAUGCACUUCCUAGGAUGACGCCCCCCAAUUUCCAAGAACGGUAUGAGAGAACACCAAUCUACGACGACUUAACGACCAAUGUCCCGGAUAUUGCUAUGUCUUUCUCAGACUAUAGAUUUGCGUAUGGACCCUUUGCACCUCACUGGAUACCAAGGCAAUACAUAGCAGACUACUUUUCGCUACACCAAACAGACAGGUUUCUUGUGUUGAACACCACGGUGGAAGAUUUGUCUAGAACACCAGGGAAGGAGGGGUGGAACCUCACACUUCGACGAAGAGAUUCAGUCCGGCACGUGGAUGUCUGGUGGGAAGAAAGGUUCGACGCUGUGAUCAUCGCAAAUGGCCACUAUUCCAUACCAUACGUCCCCAAAGUCGAUGGUCUCGACUCAUACAUCCGUCUCUUCCCAGAACGGGUGGUUCACUCCAAAUCAUUCCGCAAUCCACAGGUAUAUCGCGGCAAACGGGUGCUGGUCAUCGGCAACUCUGCAUCUGGCCACGACAUCACGGCGGCGCUGGUCACUUCUGCGCGGCUUCCCGUCUAUCAGUCUCGUAGGUCACCUUCGCGCUGGGAUGGGAAAAAGCCACCUCCAGGCAUUGAAUGGAAACCUGUUGUGAAGGAGUACCUCGCGAGUGGCGACAUCGUGUUUGAGGAUGGCUCCGUCCUCGGCGACAUUGACGUCGUCUUCUACUGCACAGGCUACAAAGCAUCAUUUCCAUUCUGGAACGUCCGCGCCAAUGGUGGGCCGCUGUGGGAUUACAAGGAAAACCGACUGAUCGGCAGCUACUGGCAUACAUUCCACCGUGACUUUCCAACGUCGCUAGGCAUUGUCGGAGUUCCGCGUGUCCUCACCUUCCGCUCGUUUGAGUACCAGGCAAUCGCCCUGGCACGCCUGUUUGCGGGUAGAAACGCCCAACCUCUCCCGCCGCGCGAGGCACAGGAACGAUGGGAGCAAGAGAGGUGGAGACUUGUGAGCAGGGAGGGAAGAAGGUUUCACGACAUUCCCUGGGACAACGGGGAGACGAUGGACUGGCUUCGAGGUCUGUUUGAUUUGGCUGGUCUACCCUUAAUCGAGGACCGCGGGAGGUGUCCGCCCGUGCUGGGGGAUGAGACGAGAUGGGCCAUUGAGCAUCUGAAGAAGUAUCCUGAGCCUGGCAACGAGAGUCUCGAGGAGGAAGGGGAUUGGGCCAUAGUCGCUGGUGGCGAAAGCCGGGACAGUCUAUACUUUAUCUAA
This is a messenger RNA of Fonsecaea nubica, 1338 nucleotides long. RefSeq lists its product as hypothetical. The record is from RefSeq and is a predicted model, not a curated record. Gene Ontology annotation, molecular function: NADP binding; flavin adenine dinucleotide binding; N,N-dimethylaniline monooxygenase activity. The transcript is spliced from 3 exons. NCBI's taxonomy places the organism in Eukaryota, Fungi, Ascomycota, Eurotiomycetes, Chaetothyriales, Herpotrichiellaceae. The coding region runs from base 1 to 1338 and encodes 445 amino acids.